UGCAGCAUCGCAUCAUUUCCGUUCUUCUCUAAUUUCGUAUCUAUGUAGAAAGGGAAUAAUGGCAUCGAAUGAAAUUUCGUGAGAUGGAAACUUCAGAUUUUCUAUUAAUUAUUAUGUUUGUAUUUUAUAGUCAAAUAAAUGCAGAAAAUGUAAGUUGCAGCAUGAAUCUUCCUCCGGUGGAAAAUGGAGAAUAUGAAGUAUCGUCCAAGUACGAUGACAACGUUUCUGUGGGAACAAUAAUUCAUGUCAUUUGCAAAAUGGGAUAUUCGUUGAAAGAUACCAGGGUUAAUUGUUCGGGAAAUGGAACCUGGUUUCCUGAUCGUAUUUAUUGUAGAGCUGUUGACAAUGAAAUAUCAUAUGUGGCUAUUAUAUUUGUAUGUAUUGCUAGCGGUGUCAUUGUCGUCAUUAUAUUAAUGAUAACAGUUAUAAUACUUCACAGGAAAAGAAGAAGCAAAUGCAAAGAAAGAAUACCGAGAUGGACAAGAAAUCAACAAGAACGUCGGCAAAAAUCGUCAUCGGAACUUGUCGAGAGGAUAUAUAAAGAACUAGUAGAAAGUAGAAGAGGUCUUCAAUCGUUCCAUCAGUUCUCAGCAGCACAGGCUUGGACACGUAAAAAAAUGCGUGCUAGUAAAAAAUCUCGAAAAAAUUCGGAUCAGGAGAAUUCGGAUAAAGAGAGAUCAAAUACAACUGUAAACAAUAUCACAGGAGAUAAUUGUGAAAACAUGACAAAUAAAUAUUGUAUUAAACAGCAUAUUUAUUAUAAUUUCAAGGAAAAUUUUAGUAAUUCGAAUGAAGGAUGUACUAGUAAUAAUUUAUCUCAUAAUGUGAUAAAUAUUAAAAAACUCCCUCAUACUUAUGUAAAUGUAUAAUUUAUGUUUUAUUCUAACUUAUGAUUAUUAUUUCUUGUUAAAAAUAUUAAAGAAUCGUUAUUAUUUUAAGAUUUAAAGCUAUGUAUUUAUUUUCGUAUUUAACU
This is a messenger RNA of Centruroides sculpturatus (bark scorpion), 973 nucleotides long. RefSeq lists its product as uncharacterized. The transcript is spliced from 5 exons. NCBI's taxonomy places the organism in Eukaryota, Metazoa, Arthropoda, Arachnida, Scorpiones, Buthidae. Bases 69 to 869 code for a protein of 266 amino acids. The record is from RefSeq and is a predicted model, not a curated record.